AUGCAUCCCCCAAUGCGCUCCCUCUUCGUCGCCAUCUACAACAAAGUCUUCAACAUCCAACUUACCCACGAUAUAUCCCUCAACAAGACGAACGAGCCAAAAACGAAACAAGGCUACAAACUUGUCCCCCAACACGAGGCGCAAGGCCUGCCAUGCAUGGAGUCUGACCACUGGCACAAUGAGAGUGGCAUUUCCGCAGUCGCAUACCACGCAGAGCCGGACGACGAUGGUUCAAGCGGGCUUACAGACGGGAAGAGUGACGGCGAUGAAUUGCAGAGGGAUCAGCAGCACUUGGGGAUCAUGAAGAGGACUGAGCUGACGGUUUCGGAGCAUAGAAUAUAG
Messenger RNA from Pochonia chlamydosporia 170, 342 nucleotides. RefSeq names its product 2OG-Fe(II) oxygenase domain-containing protein. The record is from RefSeq and is a predicted model, not a curated record. Lineage: Eukaryota; Fungi; Ascomycota; Sordariomycetes; Hypocreales; Clavicipitaceae. The transcript has a single exon. The coding region runs from base 1 to 342 and encodes 113 amino acids.